CGCUAGCAUGGCUACGAUAACACGCUGAUAAGAGUUAUUUGUGCCAGCCUUGUAAUGCUUCCGUGGCUCGUGCUUUUCGUUCUCCUUCAAGUUAUAGAGAGUGGGAAAAUUACUGUUUAAUUAUAAACAACCAAUUGAUCUAACUAUCUUAAAUUCACGAAAAAUGUGCAAUGUCUAAUUAUAAGAAUUCAUUUAACGACACAAAUCUACUUAAGUUUAAACCUCAUCUAACAUUCUUUUAUGGAUUAAACUUUUUCCCUUGAUAGUGGUGUUGGCAUUAAUGCAAUCAAUUGUCAUUACUUGUCUGUUGCAUCGGUAUACAUAGUAUAUUCGGUGUUUCAGAUUUUACACAAGGAAACAUAACGUUCUUACAUAAUAUCAUUAACAUGACAAGUAAAUGUGAUGAUUGAGUAUGAUGAAGGGAAAUAAACGACAAGAAUAAGGCAUAACGACAGUAAAGUGCAACUUGGUGUGCAAAAAGGCAAAUGCUGAAUAAUCAACUCUCCAUGAUGACGAAAAUAUACAUUGAUCGGGAACAAGAAAGCUUCACAGACGCCGGCAAAUGAAAGACACGUUAAUAUGAAUGAAGACAAAGACACAUGGAGGCAGAUAAAGACUAUAGAACAUGGCAUGGAUGUAACGAGAGCCUUGCGAUAAUCAAUACCCCUCAGUGCGAGAGACAAAAUUACGGAAACAAAUCUUUCAUAAACUACUCAUAUACCAAACUUUGACCUUUGAACCCUUAGUAGACAGAUAAAAACAUACAUGAUUCCUCUUAUUUUAAUCUUAAAUAGCUGGUAGGUUGUUUAAUAAAGCUUGAAAUGAGGUGAAAUGAGGCGUUUCAGCUCCACUUCUAAGGCGGGUUUUAGGAAGGUAAUGGAGGCAUGUCUGUGCUGGCUGCGUAUAUCCCAUCGCUCGGUUCUAAUUUAAGGCUGAGAGACUCCAACACAGGUCAACGUCACCACAUCACACACAAGGAGCUGCCACCAGUGGACUGGAUGCGGUCACCACUAUGCCUGUGUCGGCGGAUGUAUGGGUUCUUCCUCAACAUGGACAAAUUUGCAUUGUUAAGGAGGAUGGCGGACUUCAUCACGAGCCUCGCGCCUGCCACCACACUCAUCAUCAUCCUGCUUCUUAGCUAUCAUUCGUAUCAGCUUAUGAAAGCUAGCGGUUUGAACACCAUUCUUGUGUACUUCUUCAGCAUUGAAAUUUUUGGAAAUUGGCUGCUCUUUUUCUGCACCAAGAGCUACAUUGACAAAUCCUCUGGAAAUAGUGAGCUAGCCCCAGGCCUGUCUCAUGAUGACUGCAAACAGCUGCGCUACUGUCCAACCUGCAAGAUCUACAAGCCAGAGCGCAGCCACCACUGUUCCCUGUGUGAUCGCUGCAUUCACCAGCGUGACCACCACUGCUUCUUCCUUGGCACCUGUGUCGGGGGCUACAACCUUUGCUACUUCAUUCUCUUCUGCUUCUAUGCCUGCAUUGGGUGCUUGUAUGCUGCACGGCUGCUUCACCGCUACUACUCUGGCACCUACCUAAGAGCAUUCUGGUCCUCUGAGUUCCUGUACUACUUCUACCCUGUCACUCUUGUCAUGUGGAUGCUGGACAAGGCCCAGUUGGCAGAGGUUGGCUGGGUAACGCUGCUCUAUGUGUCCUCAGCCACAGGGGUUUUCACCGGGUUCUGUGUUAUACAGCAGCUUGUGUAUGUCCUCCGAGGCCAGACAGCCUACGAAUACAACAAGGGUCUGCUCAUGGUUCACCGCUCAGCCUUCCACAACUUCCUCCAUGUGUUUGGACGGUACUGGAUCCUUCACAUCCUGAUCCCUUUCCCCCGCCGUCGAGCCUCCACUGAUCCACGCAGCUUCCUCAAGAUUGUCUGA
Molecule: messenger RNA, 1877 nt
Organism: Portunus trituberculatus (swimming crab)
Lineage: Eukaryota; Metazoa; Arthropoda; Malacostraca; Decapoda; Portunidae
Product: palmitoyltransferase ZDHHC22-like
Exons: 7
Coding region: 885-1877 (330 amino acids)
Molecular function (GO): palmitoyltransferase activity
Source: RefSeq, a predicted model, not a curated record